Dunckerocampus dactyliophorus (ringed pipefish) is the source of this 3838-nucleotide messenger RNA. RefSeq names its product DEAD (Asp-Glu-Ala-Asp) box polypeptide 43 (gene ddx43). The transcript has 17 exons. Gene Ontology annotation, molecular function: RNA binding; RNA helicase activity; ATP binding. Bases 61 to 2118 code for a protein of 685 amino acids. NCBI's taxonomy places the organism in Eukaryota, Metazoa, Chordata, Actinopteri, Syngnathiformes, Syngnathidae. The record is from RefSeq and is a predicted model, not a curated record.
CCCCUACAGGUGCAUUAGCUACCUAGCUAGCUAGCUAGCGUCUUCAGAAUUUAAUGUAAAAUGUCGGAUUGGGAGGAGGAUGACACCGAGCACGCAGCAAAACUGGUUCCGACUAAAUGGAAGCCUCCGACUGACGUUCCUCAAAUUGGAAAUGUUUCGUUCGGUGUACGAAAUAGAAACAAAUUCGGAGCUUGGACGCAGAAUGGAGAUGACCAUGGCGGCGGGAGGUUUGGCUGCCAAAGUCGGCUAAAUGAAGGCCGCUCUUUUACCCGGCGUUCCGAGCAAGGAAACCCGGGACGGCGCUCUUUUGGGGACUCAUCACCUGUCACCAUCGCCGUGGAAAAUGGCUUGGUGGGAAGAGUCAUUGGUCGUGGAGGAGCCAAAAUCCGUGAACUAGAGAAGACAACUGGUGCAAGUAUAAAGAUUAAUAAGGGGGAGUAUGCAGGCGAGGUGGUCAUCUUUGGAUCUCCUGUUGCCCAGCAGAAGGCCAAAGAGAUGAUAGAAGAGCUGGUGGCAGACGGCAACUCUCGAUUCCACAGUGCUUCCUCAAGAGGAGGAGGUGGAGGCAGAAGGGCUGGUUCCGUCUGGUCCAGUUCACAAUUAGAGGCUUCAGCUGUGGCCCCGCCACGUGUGUCCAUAGACUGGAGCAGCAUUCGAGAGAACAAGCAGAAGUAUGAAGAGCUGAAGUGGAAAGACUUGCCACCCAUGAAGAAAAAAUUUUAUGCAGAGGCUGAGAGCGUUUCCCUCCUCACAUCAGAAGAAGUUAGUAACUGGAGGAAGGAGAACAACAAUAUUUUUGUAGAUGACCUAACAGACAGCGGGAAGAAGCGCUCUAUCCCCAAUCCCUGUCGGACAUUUCUGGAGGCCUUUGAGCUUUAUCCAGAGAUCAUGGCGAACAUCGAGCGGGUUGGCUUCAUCAAGCCAACCCCCAUUCAGUCUCAGGCGUGGCCAGUGCUGCUGAGCGGGGAGGACCUGAUCGCAAUCGCUCAGACAGGAACGGGGAAGACUUUGGCCUACCUGCUGCCGGGAUUCAUCCACAUGGAUGGACAGCCCGUUCCUUGCUGUGAGCGGGAGGGCCCAGGCAUGUUGGUGCUGACUCCCACCAGAGAGCUGGCCCUACAGAUUGAAGAGGAGUGCAGCAAGUAUCGCUACAAAGGCUACAAGAGCAUCUGCAUCUAUGGCGGUGGAGACAGGAGGGGUCAAAUAGAUCUGGUGAAAGGCGGCGUGGACAUUGUGAUAGCCACGCCAGGACGACUAAACGAUCUACAAAUGAAUGAGCUCAUCAGUCUUCACUCCAUCACCUACUUGGUUCUGGACGAAGCAGACCGUAUGCUCGACAUGGGGUUCGAACCCCAGAUUAUGAAGAUUCUGCUUGACAUUCGUCCUGACCGACAAACGGUGAUGACCAGUGCCACAUGGCCCACCAGUGUGAGACGUCUGGCCAAAUCCUACCUCAAAAAUCCCAUGAUGGUGUAUGUUGGCACCUUGGAUUUGGCUGCUGUAGGCACUGUGCAGCAGACAGUGCUGGUUGUCCAUGAAGAAGAUAAAAAGUCAUACCUGUUUGGCUUCAUCAGAAACAUGCUGCCCGAGGACAAAGUCCUAGUCUUUGUUGGCAAGAAGCUCAUAUGUGAUGACCUGUCCAGUGACAUGUGUCUACAUGGUCUGGCUGUGCAAAGUCUCCAUGGCGACCGUGAGCAGUGGGAUCGGGAGGAGGCACUCAAGGACUUUAAAGAGGGUCGCGUUCGUAUCCUGGUAGCAACAGACUUGGCAUCCCGAGGGUUGGACGUCCACGACAUCACGCAUGUCUUCAACUUUGACUUUCCGCGUAACAUUGAGGAGUAUGUGCACCGCGUAGGCCGCACUGGACGAGCAGGACGCUCUGGAGCUGCUGUUACCUUGGUAACAAGAGACAACUGGAGGAUGGCACCUGAGCUGAUUCCCAUCCUGGAGCGGUCGGGGCAGGAGGUCCCAGUAGAACUGGUUCAAAUGGCAGAUAGAUAUGAGAAGCACAAGAGGGAGAAGGAGAUGUACAGUCCGAGGGAUGGAGGUGGUAGAGGACGAGGAGGCAGAGAUGGAGGACGAGGUGGCAGAGACUGCAGCCAUAAUUGGGGAUUGUAACCCAUCUUCCUUUUCAAAAACGUGACAGAAACUGAAGCCUGACGUCCGAAUUUGUGUUCAAUUUGCACCUUAUAUUUGUCUUUUUGACUCACAAGCUCAUUUUGUUAGCGGCCAUUAUGUUGGCAUCCAGCAUGUUUAAGCUGCACAGGUUUCUGUCUGUAUACAUUUACUAGUUUACGUCCCCAUAUUAUUCUGUUUAAUAAAGACACCUUUUAUUAUGUACGGACUGUGGACUCAGUAAUCAUGGCGUAACACUCAGAAAAUGACCACAGCUCAACAUGUUGAGUGGAAUCGUGUUUAAUGUUGCAAAGCGGCUUGUGCCAUUCUACAGUAAGGUGCAUUUGCGUAUCCAUUUUUUUUAAAUUAUCUCCACAGCAAGUGCAAAGUUAGCAAAGUGCCAAUGAAAGUGCUUAAAGAAUUAGGUGGCCUAUUUAGAGCCACUUAGGAAGGACACAUUUUGCCAUUUGUUUAAAAUGCUUUGUUAAAGCUGAACCACACAUAACAUGACGUUCUACUCGUCUACUUACUGCUCAGAAAAACAUACAGUAGUCUUUAUCUGCUUAUGCGCAGCGUCAUGUAAAAACAGAAAAGCGACACUAAUAAAAGACAACAUUCAUCAUGUAAACACACCAGUACCUGUAUUUGAGAACUAUAGAGAGGUGCUAGAUUGGAAUACCCCUAAUUGUACACUAUCACAGAAUGGUUUUGUCAUGAAUCAAAUCAACAGUGCACACUUAAAACUAUGUGAUAUUACAUUAUACUGUAUGUCAUGGUAAUCCAACUAGAAUAGGAUCUGAAUGUUUUUCUUUUCUUCGGAUGGUUUUGCGAUGCAUCGUGAUGAUUAACCAGUCUUUGGUUAUUAAGUUGAAGCAGCCAAUCGUAUGAUGGAGUCGGAUGACUGAUGUCCUGCCCUGGGAGACCCUGGGGUCGGCAGCGAAGCACAACAUUCAUUUGUUCCUCUGGGCCUUCUGGGCAGAUUUGGUGAUUUUUCCAGUGGUGGAGGCCUUCUUCUCCACACCCUUGAUGACGCCCACAGCCACUGUCUGGCGCAUGUCACGCACUGCGAAACGACCUGCAAUUCAGAAGCAUUAAAUAAGGCAAUUGGGUUAUGAAUGAAUGCCAUCCAAAGCUGAUGAGUGUCAAGACAAUACUGAAUAUGGACCCAAGGUAUUGUGGAACAUCUAGUAAUCAGUUGAUCACUCAUGAGUGUUGCAAGACCCCUUGGUCUUUGUCUUUAACUAUUUUGUGGCCAAAACAUCUUUCAAUCACAAAGUUCAGUUCUUUAUGGACUUGGAAUACAAAGGCCAGCGGGCAACUAGAUCUACAAGCAGCUGCUACUACUACUACUACUACUACUACAUCUACAACUUUUUUUGCAUGACUCUUUCCCCAGUGAAAACUGCAAAGUCCAAAAACAGCUUUCAGGUGAGGUAAUUUCUCAAGUUCUUCAACACCAAACUGCUUAGAGAUGAGCGAGAACAGAGAUGGCGAGCGAGAAAAGAGAUGGCAAGCCAGCAGGCCCUCUCAGGUCACUUCUACAAAGUCUUCUGAGAAGAAUGGAAGCAGUUAUAAUGGCAAAGAGGAGACUAACUCCACACUGCUGUGAGCUGGAGGGGGUCUUGUGUCAAAAUACUUCAGUUCACGUAUCAGUUUUGCUUGGACUUACCCAGUGGAGGAUACUCAGAGAAGCUUUCAACACACAUGGGCUUGCCAGGAGUCA